Molecule: messenger RNA, 922 nt
Organism: Amblyraja radiata (thorny skate)
Lineage: Eukaryota; Metazoa; Chordata; Chondrichthyes; Rajiformes; Rajidae
Gene: gpx3
Product: glutathione peroxidase 3
Exons: 5
Biological process (GO): response to oxidative stress
Molecular function (GO): glutathione peroxidase activity
Source: RefSeq, a predicted model, not a curated record
CUCUAUUUAUCCAGGAGGAUGUUUGUUCAAUCCUCGCAGCCUCUUGUGUAAGCAGACACGACUGGGCUGGGGCAUGGUGUCUCUGAUUCCACAAUGAAGGACACAAGCAAGGAAUGGGUCCUGUUAUCGUUGCUGCUGGCCUGGAUUCACAAUGCAACCAGUCAGACAGCUUACUGUAACUCCUCAGCCUCGGGCUCCAUCUAUGACUAUGGGGCAAUGGCCAUAGACGGGAGCAGAUACAUCCCAUUGCGCGAGUACAGGGGCAUGACCGUGCUGAUCCUCAACGUGGCUUCCUUCUGAGGACUCACCAGCCAAUACGUCGAAUUGAAUGCACUGCACACCGACCUCCGAUCUUAUGGCUUCACAAUUCUCGCUUUCCCCUGCAACCAGUUCGGGAAACAGGAGCCCGGCACCAACCUGGAAAUCUUCCCCUUGUUAAAAUACGUGCGUCCGGGGAAGGGCUACGUGCCGAACUUCCAGCUGUUCCAGAAGGGGGACGUGAACGGAGAGAAGGAGCAAGGGCUGUUCACGUACCUGAAGGGAGCCUGCCCUCCAGUGGGGGAUAACUUUGGGAACAUGGACCGACUUUUCUGGCAGACCCUGAAAAUCUCCGACAUCAAGUGGAACUUUGAGAAGUUCCUGGUGGGUCCUGAUGGGCGGCCCGUGCAGCGCUGGCAUCCGCGGAUGCCCGUGCCCGCAGUGCGGGAGGGCGUCAUGCGUUACAUGCGGUCUCUGCGCACGCAACAUACCAUUAGCUAAACAUGUCCCCCAUCCCCCAGUCUGUGACCAUCAUCACCGCUCGCUUUCGCCCAGGCCUCCCCUCCCCCCAUCCACCCCUCUCUCCUCCCUCUCCAUCCAUCCAUCUCCACAACCCAUCCACCCCUCUCCAUCCUUCCCCCUCUUCACCCGUCUCACUGCCUCC